Molecule: messenger RNA, 2143 nt
Organism: Amphiprion ocellaris (clown anemonefish)
Lineage: Eukaryota; Metazoa; Chordata; Actinopteri; Pomacentridae
Gene: utp15
Product: UTP15 small subunit processome component
Exons: 12
Coding region: 193-1779 (528 amino acids)
Biological process (GO): rRNA processing; positive regulation of transcription by RNA polymerase I
Cellular component (GO): nucleolus
Molecular function (GO): protein binding
Source: RefSeq, a predicted model, not a curated record
CGUUUAUAGUCAUGGCGUUCUCCUGUGUGUGGAGAGGCAACGUGAUCACGCGUUAAAAUGAGCAACUUUUGGUUUACUUAAACAAACCAAUCUUAGUAUCAUCUGAUUUCAGCACAUCAUACCUAAAAUACGAGUUGGCACUCCUGGACGUUUCCGUUCAAAGAUAAAAACUGUUGUGUAAACAUCACAGAAAUGGCUUCAUUUAAACCUACAAAUAUCCCAGUUUACCCAAAACUAGGAGAGAAAGUCACACAAGACACACUCUACUGGAAAAACUACAAGGCUCCGGUCCAGAUAAAAGAAUUUGGAGCCAUCACAAACAUAGACUUCUCCCCCGUGACUCCACAUAAUUUUGCUGUGACUGCAUUCACACGAAUCCACAUUUAUGGGCCAUUCUCCCAGGAGCCUGUCAAGACAUUUACACGCUUCAAGGACACUGCAUACUGUGGCAGGUUCAGGUCAGACGGUCAGCUGCUGGUGGCAGGAUGCGAGGACUCUGUCGUCCGGCUGUUUGACGUCGGCGGCAAGGUGGCACUCAGGAUGUUCAGAGGACACACAAAGGCUGUACAUGUGACAGACUUCACCUCAGACCGUUAUCAGAUCCUCACAGGGUCAGAUGACUACACCUGCCGACUUUGGGACAUCCCAAAUGCCACUGAGCUGAAUGUUUACCAAGAACACACAGAUUAUAUUCGCUGUGGCAUCACCAGCAAACUCAACAGAGACCUUUUCAUUACUGGAUCAUACGACCACACACUGAAAGUGUUUGAUGCCAGAGUGGAUAAGAGUGUGAUGAGCAUGGACCACGGCCAGCCAAUAGAGAGCCUCCUGCUCUACCCCUCUGAGGGACUCCUGGUCUCUGCAGGUGGACGCUAUGUGAAAGUGUGGGAUCUGCUAAAAGGAGGCCAACCGCUGGUUUCACUGAGGAACCAUCACAAAACUGUCACCUGUUUGGCGCUCAGCAGCAACGGACAGAGACUGCUGUCAGCCUCUCUGGACAGGCAUGUAAAGGUGUACAGCACAACAAACUACAAAGUGGUGCACAACUUUGACUAUGCUGCCUCUAUCCUCAGUCUGGCUUUGGCUCCGGAUGAUGAGUCCAUUGUCGUGGGAAUGACCAACAGUAUUCUGAGUAUCAAACACAGGAAAAGUCCUGAAGAGUCAAGGGAAAUUAGUGGCCAGCAGAGGCGGCGACCGUCAUACCGUGUUUUUGUGAAAGGGAAGAACUACGUCCCUAAACAGGAUGAUUAUCUUGUCAGUAAGCCAGUAAAACAAUAUUUGGCCAAAUAUGACAAACAGCUCAAGAAAUUUAAUGUGUCCAAGGCUUUGGAUUGCGCUCUGGAGAAAUGGAUAAGACUGAGAAAUCCGGAGGUACCAGUGGCUGUUAUAAAAGAGCUGGAUCGAAGAGGAACGCUGAAGAAUGCACUGGCAGGAAGAGAUGAACAGCAGCUCUCUCGGUUACUCAGCUUCCUCAUAGGGAACUUGGUUGAUAUGAGGUUCGCUCCUGUCCUCGUAGUAGCAGCUGAGAUGAUCCUGGACAUCUAUCGGUCAAUACUGGGCCAGUCACCAGUCAUAGACCGACAGCUGCUGCGUAUGCAGGACCUGCUGGAGCGAGAGAUAGACUACCAGAAGGAACUUGUGGAGGUUCUGGGCAUGUUGGACACAAUGUUUGCGUCCUCCCUCCCGAAGAUGGAGGUGCCGUGUUCUAGUGUCAGCAGGUCCAAUGGACUGUCUCAGGGAGAAGCAAGUUCCUCAAGACCACAGCCUCAAGUCACCUGAGACUUCUAAAGGGGAAAAACUGCUUCAGACUGGAUUACAGUGCCUUUACAGCUCUUUUGAAACAUCAGACACACAUUUCCUGACAUGACAGGCUACAUGUCAUAAACUUCAGACAGAAGCAUUUUGAUACAGGUUUAAGAGACUGUCAAAGCCAUGUUCUUACUCAGAGAGGACAUGAAUUUACUGUAUGAAGAAUCUCUGAAUGUGUGGAUGUAAAGCAAAGCAUUGGUUUUGUCAGAAGUCUUGUAAUUACAUUUUCAAUUUGUAAAUGUAUGUGUGUGUGCUUGAGUGUGUGAAUGAGUUCACAUUGAAUAUCUGACAUUGUUUUAUAAGCAGAUAAAAAUAAAUCUUUGUCAUAUUGAAA